Messenger RNA from Carassius auratus (goldfish), 1401 nucleotides. Its product is annotated as phosphatidylinositol-glycan biosynthesis class F protein-like. The transcript is spliced from 6 exons. Gene Ontology annotation, biological process: GPI anchor biosynthetic process. The record is from RefSeq and is a predicted model, not a curated record. Lineage: Eukaryota; Metazoa; Chordata; Actinopteri; Cypriniformes; Cyprinidae. The coding region runs from base 227 to 889 and encodes 220 amino acids. Gene Ontology annotation, cellular component: endoplasmic reticulum membrane.
UCUACCGGAAGUACACGACAGUCAUGUUUUGUAAAUAAACUGUUCUACUUUUAUAUUUAUUUGUAGUCUUAUGGCAGUCGGACCAGAAAGGGUACGAUUGUAAUUUGUAUAUAUCUGUUUAAGUGCUUGAUGAAUCUGGAUUUUUUAUUUGUGGACAAACACUUAAACUAGUCACUCCACUUCACUGGCAAGUCUUUACUUCGAAGGUAGCACCCACUAAACCUCCAUGAUGUGGGAUGUUGAGAUCAGGGGCAUGGCAUCGGCUCAUGCAAUUGUUGCUUCCUCCAUCUUCAUGGCAACUGUGAUGCCUGCUGUGUUUGUGGAAAACUUCUCUGUUUAUGGGAGCCACAUGGUUUGGCUGUACUGUGUGGCUGGAUCUGUUGCUGUGGUCAACAUUACAGUCUUUUGGCUUCUUGGCAUCAGCCCACCAACAAAGAAGAACACACUGAGCUACAAGCUCAACAGAUUGUUCAGAUCCUGUCUGUACUUUUUACUGUCAUGCCUCUUUUUUCAUACUGUGGUGGUACUUUACGGUGCACCUUUGCUUGAGUCUGCUCUGGAGACAUUUUCUCUGGCUGUGCUGCUGUCCACACUCACGACACUGAGAUGUCUCUGUGUCCUGGGUCCUAAUGUACAGGCAUGGAUCCGGGUUUUCAGCAGAGAUGGGGCGAUGUCCGUGUGGGACACCUCUCUUCAGAUUACCACUGGCUGUAGUGUGAUUGGGGCCUGGCUGGGAGCUUUCCCUAUUCCUCUCGACUGGGAUAGACCCUGGCAGGUUUGGCCCAUUUCUUGUACCCUUGGGGCAACUACUGGAUUUCUGACUGGCCUCCUCGCUGCUCCUGUCUGGAUCCACUGGCAUCGCAAACAGCUCACCUACAAGCUCAAGUGAGGAAAAGGACACCAGAAACUGAGAGAGAAAGAGAUCCAGGCUGGAGUCAAAAGACCAGCACCUGCUCCAAAUUCAAGAAAUGAUGCUCGACUCCGAAGUCACAUUUACAAAAAAAAAAAAAAAAAAAAUCUGUUGUUUCUGUUUUUUUUUUUGUUUUUUUUGUAGAAUAGAUAUUUAAUUUGUCAUAUGUUCCUAAUGGCAGUAAUUAUUUGAUAAUUCCUCUCUUUUUCCUGUAAAUUAAGCCAGUACUGACAUUUAGUAAUUUUGCAAUCCAAAUUGAGAUGCAGAGUUUCCCUUUUUGAAGUUAAAAAAAGUCUUACUUCUGUAAAUGACCCAUGGGUUUGGUUGUGCUGUUUAGGCUUGUCUGGGUUUGGUCUCCUAAAUGAACUCGUGCUUAAUAAGCCAGACACAGAAAUACAGUUUGACAGUUCUUGCUCAUUAGAAAGGGUGUCUCAGACAUCUCUUUCACUCUCUGUGCUUAUAUUUUUAAUAAAUCAUUUUGUCCAUUUUCA